Molecule: messenger RNA, 1408 nt
Organism: Nyctereutes procyonoides (raccoon dog)
Lineage: Eukaryota; Metazoa; Chordata; Mammalia; Carnivora; Canidae
Product: olfactory receptor 10J4-like
Exons: 3
Coding region: 374-1387 (337 amino acids)
Biological process (GO): G protein-coupled receptor signaling pathway
Cellular component (GO): membrane
Molecular function (GO): olfactory receptor activity; G protein-coupled receptor activity
Source: RefSeq, a predicted model, not a curated record
CAGAACAGCCCCUCGAGCCCUCAGGCUGCUGCAAACGUUCCAGCUGGAUGAAGACCAACCACCCUGGAACCUUGGGCCAGGCCCAGGAGAGAAGCAGCGAGGACCGCAGCACCACCUAAAACACCCCCCUCUGAACAUCUACCUCGUCUUCCCCCGUGCGACCAUGUCCCCGCGGCCUACUGUAUACCCCUUCUCUGUGCUCAGUGCCCUCCGGGCUUCUUCUCGGAUGAGCAAAUGCGACGAGUGAAGUGAGCAAAGAAGAGCAAGCGUCCCCGCACUCAGCCGGGGUAAAGCAGGGACGCGUGUGCCCUGAGGAUCCUGUUCCCGCUGUCUGCGUGCAGUACCGGUACUUGGGACCUUUCAGAAGUUUCCGAUGCUUGGCCGCUUUGACUGGAGCCCAGGAAACAAGCAGAGACGCCGUCCACGCGGGAGGCAGGACCCGGAUCCUCUGAUGCCAAGGCCCAACGCCACUGCUGUGACGGAGUUUACUUUCGAAGGCUUUUCCGCUUUGGGGUGGCAGCGUAGACUCCUCCUCUUCGUGGUCUUUCUGGCCUUGCACCUGGUGACCCUUGCCAGCAAUGCCCUCAUCCUGGCAGCUGUUCGCCUGAGCCGUCACCUCCACACCCCCAUGUACUUCCUCCUGAGCGCGCUGUCCCUCUCUGAGACCUGCUACAGCGUGGCCAUCGUCCCCCGCAUGCUCUCCGGUCUCCUGAGCCCCCGGGAGGCCGUCUCCGUUGCGGGCUGUGCCACUCAGCUCUUCUUCUAUCUCACCUUUGGCGUCACCAACUGCUUCCUGCUCACAGCCAUGGGCUACGACCGCUAUGUGGCCAUCUGCGACCCCCUGCGGUACGCGGUCGUCAUGGGCCAAAGGACCUGUGUGCACCUAGUGGGUGGCUCCUGGAGCAUGGGCCUGAGCACGGCCAUCAUCCAGGUGUCUUCCGUGUUCAGCCUGCCCUUCUGUGACGCCAGCGUCAUCUCCCAUUUCUUCUGCGACAUCCGGCCCCUCAUGAAGCUGGCCUGUGCCGACACCACCAUCAAAGAGCUUCUCACUUUGCUCAUCAGUCUGUGCGUGCUCGUCUUCCCCAUGGUCCUCAUCUUCAUCUCCUAUGUCCUGAUCGUCUCCACCAUCCUCAAGAUGGCAUCAGCUGAGGGCCAGAGGAAGGCUUUCGCCACCUGCGCCUCCCACCUCACCGUGGUCAUCGUCCACUAUGGCUGCACCUCCUUCAUCUACCUAAAACCCAAAUCGCAAAAUUCCCUGCAGGACAGACUCCUCUCCGUGACCUACACGGUCAUCACGCCCCUGCUGAACCCCGUGGUCUACAGCCUGAGGAACAAGGAGGUCAAGCAGGCCUUGCUCCGGGCUGUGGGCAGGAAGCCUCUCCCAUAGGUGCCCACCGGGCUCCGGGAG